ACGGCCUGACCCUUGCGUGCCCUGCGCCAGCGGGCUCUUUGCGCCUGCGCAGUGCGCCCCGCUCCCUUUCUGCCUCCGCUGCCGCCAUGGCGCCCGUGAAAAAACUUGUGGCGAAGGGAGGCAAAAAAAAGAAGCAGGUUCUGAAGUUCACCCUUGACUGCACCCACCCUGUAGAAGAUGGAAUCAUGGACGCUGCCAAUUUCGAGCAGUUUCUCCAGGAGCGCAUCAAAGUGAACGGGAAGGCCGGGAACCUCGGGGGCGGGGCCGUGACCAUUGAGCGCAGCAAGAGCAAGAUCACCGUGACUUCCGAGGUGCCUUUCUCCAAAAGGUAUUUGAAAUACCUCACCAAAAAAUAUUUGAAGAAGAACAAUCUACGUGACUGGCUGCGCGUUGUUGCUAACAGCAAAGAGAGCUACGAAUUACGUUACUUCCAGAUUAACCAGGACGAAGAGGAGGAGGAAGAUGAGGAUUAAGGCUCGUUUACCUGGAAUCUUUUGUAUGAGUUCUUGAAUAAAACUUGGGAACCAAAGUGGUGGUUUUCCUUGUAUCUCUGCAGUGUGGUUUGCCCAGGAACUUGGAAGUGUCGGGAGCCGCCCGGGGCCGCGGCUCCCUGGCCAUCAGGCCUUUUUCCGGCGUGAGACCCAGGCAGACGGGCUGGCCCUCCCGAGGAGGCCGCGGGCCUUGGCGUCCAGCAGGUAGCUGGGCCGAGGAGGCCUGGCCUGCGUGUCGUGGCCCCGCUGCCUUCCUCUGUAGAGGGGACGCCUUGGGGCCUCCUGACCCCCGAGAGCCAAGCCUGACGUCUUCCCAGGCCCCCUCUCAGGAAGACGGCAGCAUGGGGGUGCGCAUCUGUCUGCGGCUUUGGCCCCGAGCCCCGGUGCACGCCACGGUGUUUGUUCACCCUCCUGCAGCGGUGCGGCGGGUCCUGUGCCUGUGGGUUCCGCUACCCUGAGAAGAGGGUGGGGUGAUUGUAAAGGUCCCAGGUUUUCUAUGAAGUAAAAGCCUACAAAAACCAA
Molecule: messenger RNA, 1013 nt
Organism: Condylura cristata (star-nosed mole)
Lineage: Eukaryota; Metazoa; Chordata; Mammalia; Eulipotyphla; Talpidae
Gene: RPL22
Product: ribosomal protein L22
Exons: 4
Coding region: 87-473 (128 amino acids)
Biological process (GO): cytoplasmic translation
Cellular component (GO): ribosome
Molecular function (GO): structural constituent of ribosome; RNA binding
Source: RefSeq, a predicted model, not a curated record